UCGAGCUCCUUAUUCCCUUGUGUGGAGGCUGCUGCCAGCAGGCGCCUUCCUGCGCUCCGUCCUCUACAUGCAGAUACCUCCGGGGGUGCCCGGCUACCACACAGGCCGCUCGCGGAGAAGGGGGCACAGCUCUUCAGGUCGCUGUAUAGUUUUAUCCAUAGAGAGAAGGCGCCCUCUGUGCCAGCAUGCUGUGCUAUGUGACGAGACCGGACUCGGUGGUCAUGGAGGUGGUGGUGGAUGCCAAGGCUAAUGGGGAGGACUGCCUCAAUCAGGUUUGUGAACGACUGGGCAUUAUUGAAGUGGAUUACUUUGGCUUACAGUUCAUUGGAAGUAAAGGAGAAAGUCUAUGGCUGAAUCUGCGAAACCGAAUAUCCCAGCAGAUGGAUGGGCUGGCUCCCUUCAGGAUGAAGCUAAGAGUCAAGUUCUUUGUGGAGCCCCAUCUCAUUCUUCAAGAGCAGACCAGGCACAUGUAUUUCUUGCACAUAAAGGAUGAUCUCCUGGCUGGUCGUCUGCAGUGCUCCCCAGAGCAAGCAGUAGAGCUGAGUGCAUUGAUCGCCCAGUUAGAGUAUGGAGAUUAUAAUCAGAACACUGCCCGAUACCAAAAUCUCUGUGCAAAGGAGCUUGAAACGACGACAUUAGAAAGUAUUAUUGAAAAGCACAAAGGCUUGGAAGGACUAAGCCAGGCAUCGGCGGAGUACCAGGUUCUUCAGAUCAUAUCCACGCUGGAAAACUACGGGGUGGAGUGGCAUUCCGUACGAGACUCGGAAGGACAAAAGCUUGUAAUAGGAAUAGGCCCUGAAGGUGUAUCCAUUUGCAAAGAAGACUUCAGUCCAAUGAAUAGGAUUACAUACCCUGUUAUCCAGAUGGCAACACAGUCGGGAAAGAAUGUAUACUUAACAAUAACCAAGGAGUCUGGAAAUAGUUUGGUCCUCCUUUUUAAAGUGAUCAGCACCAGAGCAGCCAGCGGCCUUUACAGGGCAAUCACCGAAACGCAUGCGUUUUACAGGUGUGACACAGUGACCAGCGCUGUUAUGAUGCAGUACAGCCGAGAUCUUAAAGGACAUUUGGCUUCGUUAUUUUUAAAUGAUAAUAUCAAUGUUGGCAAGAAAUAUGUGUUUGACAUUAAAAGGACAUCAAAGGAGGUUUACGACCAUGCACGAAGAGCCUUGUACAAUGCUGGCAUUAUGGAUCUGUACCCAAGGAAUGACCAUAGUGGGCAGGGUUCCCCCCUUAAGACCUCUGAAAGUACUCUUAACUGUAACAGCUGCGAGAGCCUCAGCUGUCAGCAAACAAAGGCGCUGCAGGAGAAGCUGAGGAAACUGAAGGAAGCCAUGCUGUGCAUGGUGUGCUGUGAAGAGGAAAUUAAUUCUGCCUUCUGCCCAUGUGGGCAUAUGGUGUGCUGCGAGGGAUGUGCCACCCAAUUACAGUCUUGUCCAGUUUGCCGGGCUUCGGUGGAUCACGUUCAGCACGUUUAUUUGCCAACACACACAAGCUUGUUAAAUCUGACUGUUAUUUAAGAAGAAAAACAUCGUGAAGCCUUGGACACUUUAUUAAUAAAAAAAACUGUAUCCAUGUAUAUUACCAUAAACUACACUCCAAAAUGCUACAGCCAUUGAAUUUGCUACAACUAAAGAGGAGAGAAGAUGCAUCUUUCUGCUGGAAGACACCUGGAAACCAGGAUUCUUCCAUUUGUUUGCCAUGUAACUGAUCUGAUAGCAGGAUGGACGAGUCCUUUCUUCUAUUAUCAGACCUUUAUUUUAUAUAAGCCACUGUUAUGCCAAAUGCAGCACAGUCCUGUUCCAAACUCGCUCCGACGGUGGCAGUUAAGUUUUUUUAGGGUUUUUAAAUAGGUGGGUUUUAAAUUAAAGCCAUUUCCUUGCCGCUAGUUCUUGGGCUGUCUUCACAUUGGCGACAUAGCUCUCCGUCAUAGAUUGCUGGGAAUCGGCCGGACAUAAACCGCUGAGUGCGGCAUUUUGUGUCCGGCCAGGCCCCAUUAUAGUCAAUGGGACCGGUGGGCAUUUCGGUAACUUCCAGCACUGCCGGAUCCGGGGAAGCCGUGCCUCCAAUGUGUAAGUAGUCUUAGAUUGUUAACUAAAUGUUAGUGUACCAGUCUUCUACACGAUGGCGCAGCCAUGAUUAUUCAUAAAUUCACUAGAAACUUGUGUAAAAGCCAAAAAGGGCAAAUCAAGUGAUGCUGCUAUAUCCUGGUGAAUUAAGAACUGAUGGGUCAUGGAUACACUGUUAAAGGGCUAGGCAUGCAGAGUAAACCGGAAUCUGGAAAUUCUAGGCAAUUUUUUUUCCCUCUCUUUCCCUUUUUUGAGAAGUAUGAAUCUGUUUAUAAUUACAAGGCUACUUGGUUUUGUGAAGCGAAACAGAGGAAGAAAAAAACCUAUUAGAAGAAUAAUUUACAGUACUUUUACUCUGCCACCUUGUCCUUGAACAACCCACUAGUUGUUCUUUUUAGGUUAGAAGUUUGUCUUACAUUUUAUUUGCUUACAUUCGAUAUAUUUUAUUUAUUUGAUUCCUGUAGUGAUAUCCCUUUAAAUCAGUGUUAGAUGCUGUUCUUAAUUUAUGCUUCUUAGUGUUCUUGUCCUCAUUUCUUUUUUUUUUUAUACUAUGGAUACAUAGCUUUAUGUGCUCCAUUAAUACUAUUUUUAAGUGCGAGAUAUACAGCCUUUGAAUCCAGGUCAAGGGGCACAAAUUACUGGGUGCUGGCUCAGAAUUCUCUGUAGGUUUUUAGGGAUGUUAGUUUUGCUUAGACUAUCAGGUUCAGUAUGUGUCCUUUUUUAUGUUUUUGCAUGUGUAGUAUUUUUAGCUUCUGUAUACCCUGUUCACAGUUCUCCUCGGGCAUUAUGGUCACCUAGGGUGUUCACUAUACAUGUGUAGUAUGCAGGGUUUUCACCCUCUAAUGUCCCAUUUAACAAUCUGGUAAUCUACUCAGUUCUAAUGAGUCAGGUGGAAGCUACACAGAUAUAGUAAAAGCCAAGGUAGCCAUUUUGGUGCAAUACCCUGCGAAUCUAAAGCUGGGAAAAUGACCUCUGUCACUUUAUGGAAAGAUGUUCUUUCUAUACCUUUUCUUAUUGCCUUAAUGUAGCAGUAAUUUGUUUAUGCAUUUUGUUUCUUUGCACAGACAUUUUUGUCAAAAAUUAGAAAAUUUGCUCUACUUUUUUAUGGCACAUUGAUGUAUAGCCUCGAAUUCCCAGAAGUAUUUAUUUUUUCACUUUGUAAAAUAUGUAUUUUGCUUCCACAUUCAACACUGGAGUCAUUUCCCGACUAGUGUGGUAGACAAUAUCUUUUAUAUCUAGUUAAAUAAAAGACUUCUGAAAAUA
Messenger RNA from Bufo gargarizans (Asiatic toad), 3329 nucleotides. It is a transcript of the gene MYLIP, whose product is annotated as myosin regulatory light chain interacting protein. Gene Ontology annotation, biological process: ubiquitin-dependent protein catabolic process. NCBI's taxonomy places the organism in Eukaryota, Metazoa, Chordata, Amphibia, Anura, Bufonidae. Bases 186 to 1517 code for a protein of 443 amino acids. The transcript has 7 exons. Gene Ontology annotation, cellular component: cytoskeleton. The record is from RefSeq and is a predicted model, not a curated record. Gene Ontology annotation, molecular function: ubiquitin-protein transferase activity.